AUUCCACAUUUCGACAGAUCAAAAACCAAUCCAGAAAAACACAAACUAACAACCAUAGAUUAAACGGAAGGCCAAAACCAAUUUGGAAGUUUUAUUUAGCAGGAUAAGGAAAAGGGCCCCUCCUUCCUUAAAUUUCUAAUUUCAUCACAAUUCCCCAAUUUCCCUCUCUCAAAUCCCUAAUUUCAUCUUCAACAAAUCUCUAAAUUCCCCAAAAUUCCAAAAUGCAGAGCACAUCAGAAGCAAAUCAGCGGAUUGCCAGAAUCGCAGCUCAUCUUCAUCCCCCAAAUUUCCAGAUGAUGGAGGGAAAUUCGAGCAUUGGGAAGAUGAAUUGCAGGGCAAAAGGAGCAGCACCUGGAUUUAAGGUGGCAAUUCUUGGUGCAGCUGGUGGAAUUGGUCAACCUCUUUCUAUGUUGAUGAAGAUGAACCCUCUUGUUUCUGUUCUUCAUUUAUAUGAUGUCGUUAAUACUCUUGGUGUUACCGCUGAUAUCAGUCAUAUGGAUACUGGUGCUGUGGUGCGUGGUUUUGUGGGGAAAGACAAAUUGGAUGAGGCCUUAACAGGCAUGGACCUUGUCAUUAUUCCAGCUGGGGUUCCAAGAAAACCAGGGAUGACAAGGGAUGAUUUAUUCAAAAUCAAUGCUGGAAUUGUUAAGACAAUCUGUGAAGGAAUUGCUAGAUCCUGUCCUAGAGCAAUUGUCAACUUGAUCAGUAAUCCUGUGAAUUCUACAGUUCCAAUUGCCGCUGAGGUUUUCAAGAAGGCCGGUAUAUACGAUCCAAAGCGCUUGCUUGGUGUCACAAUGCUUGACGUUGUCAGGGCCAACACUUUUGUGGCAGAAGUUUUGGGACUUGAUCCUAGAGAGGUAGAUGUUCCCGUGGUUGGAGGCCAUGCUGGUGUUACAAUCCUUCCACUCUUAUCCCAGGUUAAGCCUCCAUGCAGUUUUACUCCUGAAGAAAUCAAUUACCUGACAGACCGCAUCCAAAAUGGUGGAACAGAAGUUGUUGAGGCAAAAGCUGGGGCUGGAUCUGCAACCCUUUCAAUGGCCUAUGCUGCUGUUAAAUUUGCCGAUGCCUGCCUUAGAGGUUUGAGAGGAGAUGCUGGUGUUAUUGAAUGCUCUUUUGUGGAAUCUCAGGUGACUGAAUUGCCAUUCUUUGCAACAAAAGUAAGGCUUGGUCGCAGCGGAGCCGAGGAGAUUUUCCCACUUGGCCCUCUAAAUGAAUAUGAAAGGGCUGGUUUGGAAAAGGCGAAAAAAGAGCUGGCAGUGAGCAUUGACAAGGGUGUGUCCUUCACGAGGAAUUGAAACUCAUAAUACGGGCAAACUUAUAGCUGGUGAUUCUCUUGUUUGUCAAAUGUAUUUGAAAAAUUGUCAUAUAAUCUGAUAUGAUCGUUAGACAUUCAGGAGAAUGAUAGUUUCUUUUCUCUUUUACAUCGAAAUACUAGAUCCAUAUUUUACUUGUGUUAGGGUUUCUUACCUCCUUUCUUGUAAUCUUUCAUCUACUGUAUAAGACUUUGUAGCUCAUAGUGUACAGAAAAUGACGUAAAUCCUGUUGUUAAGUGAGCUAUCAGAAAUCUGAAAAUAAAUGUGGCUGUGAAGUCCAUCUCAAA
Molecule: messenger RNA, 1600 nt
Organism: Chenopodium quinoa (quinoa)
Lineage: Eukaryota; Viridiplantae; Streptophyta; Magnoliopsida; Caryophyllales; Amaranthaceae
Product: malate dehydrogenase, glyoxysomal-like
Exons: 9
Coding region: 222-1295 (357 amino acids)
Biological process (GO): malate metabolic process; tricarboxylic acid cycle
Cellular component (GO): chloroplast; cytoplasm
Molecular function (GO): L-malate dehydrogenase (NAD+) activity
Source: RefSeq, a predicted model, not a curated record